CAAUGGCUAGAAGCAGAUCGUCAUGGCCACAGCCAAGAUGCUGCCAAUACGACUUCAGGUGAAAAUUUUGACCAGAGUCCUUUGAGAAGAACAUUCAAGUCCAAAGUUCUGGCCCACUACCCGCAGAGUGUGGAAUGGAACCCUUUCGACCAAGACGCAGUGAGCAUGCUGUGCAUGCCCAAAGGACUGUCCUUCCGAACUCAAGCAGACGAGAGGGAGCCUCAGUUCCACUCGUUCAUCAUCACCCGGGAGGACGGCUCCCGCACCUAUGGCUUUGUGCUGACCUUCUUUGAGGAGGUGGCCAGCAAGCAGAUAUGCACGGCCAUGCAGACGCUUUACCAGAUGCACAAUGCCGAGCAGCAGGGCAGCGCCUCGUCCUCCUGCAGCCUGGACUCUCUGGCCAGCAGCCUGGACGACGGAGAUGCCAUGUCCCUUCAGAAGCUCCAGCGCGACAACUCCUACGACAUCACCAGGGACACCCUGUAUGUGUCCAAGAGCAUCUGCCUCAUCACGCCGCUGCCCUUCAUGCAGGCUUGCCGCAAGUUCCUCUCCCAGCUGCACCGCGCCGUAACCUCGCAGCAGCCCCCGCCCCUGCCUCUCGAGAGCUACAUCCACAAUGUCCUCUACGAGGUGCCGUUGCCACCUGCGGGCCGAUCCCUUAAGUUCUACGGGGUGUAUGAGCCCAUCAUCUGCCAGAGGCCGGGACCCGACGAGCUGCCACUGUCCGACUACCCGCUGCGGGAGGCGGUGGAGCUGCUGGGGCUGGAGAACCUGGUGCAGGUGUUCACCUGUGUGCUGCUGGAGAUGCAGAUCCUGCUCUAUUCACAAGAUUACCAGCGCCUGAUGACUGUGGCCGAAGGUGUCACUGCGCUCCUGUUCCCUUUCCAGUGGCAACACGUCUAUGUGCCCAUCCUCCCCGCCUCCCUGCUGCAUUUCCUCGAUGCUCCAGUCCCCUACCUGAUGGGUCUUCAGUCAAAAGAAGGAACUGACCGCUCCAAACUGGAACUUCCUCAGGAGGCCAACCUGUGUUUUGUGGACAUUGACAACCACUUCAUUGAGUUGCCGGAAGAAUUCCCUCAGUUCCCCAACAAAGCUGCGUUCAUCCAGGAGCUCUCCGAGGUGCUGCUGCAGUUUGGGAUUGCGCCCGAGGGCCGGCUGCAGGGCCGUGAGAGCGCCACCAAGCUGCAGAACCUGGUCCUGAGUGACUUGGUCAUCGACAAGAAGAAUGGCAACGUGGCCCCCAGCGACAUCAACGUGUACAACCUGCUGCGGGGCAACGAGACCCUUGCCCGCCUGCAGGCCCUGGCCGAGCGGACCGGGGUGGCCGUGGAGAGCGUGGGCCUUGCUGGCUCCCUAGGCGACAAAGAUGUGAAACUGCAGUGUGAGAGGGCUGAGCUGCGGGACCACCAGCUCAACGUGCAGCUCCGGGAGGUGUUUGCCAACCGCUUCACACAGAUGUUCUCGGACUACGAGGCCUUCGUCAUCCAGACAGCACAGGACUUGGAGUCCUGGUUGACCAACCGCGAGCAGAUGCAGAACUUUGACAAAGCCUCCUUCCUAUCUGAUCAGCCGGAGCCUUACCUGCCCUUCCUUUCACGCUUCAUUGAAACACAGAUGUUUGCCACCUUCAUCGAUAAUAAAAUCAUGUCUCAGUGGGAAGAGAAGGAUCCUCUGCUGCGGGUCUUUGACUCCCGAAUUGAGAAGAUCCGCAUGUACAAUGUGAGGGCGCCCACCUUGAGGACAUCCAUUUACCAGAAGUGUAGCACCUUGAAGGAAGCAGCUCAGUCAAUUGAGCAGCGACUGAUGAAAAUGGAUCACACAGCAAUCCACCCACACCUACUGGACAUGAAAAUUGGCCAAGGCAAAUACGAGCAAGGCUUCUUUCCAAAGUUGCAGUCUGAUGUCUUGGCGACGGGACCAACUAACAACAACCGCCGGGUCAGCCGCGCCACCACGCAGCGCAGGAAGGACCGGCUCCGCCAGCACCCCGAGCACGUGGGGCUAGACAACGACCUGCGUGAGAAAUACAUGCAAGAGGCACGAAGCUUAGGAAAAAACCUGAGGCAACCCAAACUGUCAGACCUCUCUCCCGCAGUGAUCGCACAGACCAACUCCAAGUUCGUCGAAGGCUUAUUGAAAGAAUGCAGGAUGAAGACCAAGCGCAUGCUAGUGGAGAAGAUGGGCCAUGAGGCCGUGGAACUUGGCCAUGGAGAGGCCAACAUCACCGGCCUGGAAGAGAACACCUUGAUCGCCAGCCUCUGUGACCUGCUGGAAAGGAUAUGGAGCCACGGCCUGCAAGUCAAGCAGGUGGGUCCAGAAGGCCCUGUCCCAAGGUUGAGAAUGGCCCUUGGACCAGAAAGAAGGAAAUCGGACUCAGGAGCCGUGUUGCCGACGUUGAGGGUCUCUCUCAUCCAGGACAUGAGGCACAUCCAGAGCAUGAGCGAGAUCAAGACUGAUGUGGGGCGUGCGCGGGCCUGGAUACGGCUAUCUCUGGAAAAGAAGCUCCUGUCCCAGCACCUCAAACAGUUGCUCUCCAACCAGCUGCUCACCAAGAAGCUCUACAAACGCUAUGCUUUUCUGCGUUGCGAGGAGGAAAGAGAGCAGUUCCUCUAUCACCUUCUUUCACUCAAUGCCGUGGACUACUUCUGCUUCACCAGUGUGUUCACCACCAUCAUGAUUCCAUACAGGUCAGUGGUCAUCCCCAUCAAGAAGCUGAGCAACGCCAUCAUCACAUCCAACCCUUGGAUCUGCGUCUCAGGGGAGCUCGGGGACACGGGCGUCAUGCAGAUCCCCAAAAGCCUGCUGGAGAUGACCUUUGAGUGCCAGAACCUGGGGAAGCUGACCACCGUCCAGAUUGGUCACGAUAACUCAGGGCUGCUGGCCAAAUGGCUCCUGGACUGUGUCAUGGUCAGGAAUGAAAUCACAGGACACACGUACAGGUUCCCAUGUGGGCGCUGGCUAGGGAAGGGUGUCGAUGACGGCAGCCUGGAGAGGAUUCUGAUAGGAGAGCUGAUGGUGCCGGCAGCAGAAGAGGACCUGGCCAAGCAGUGUCGGACACCCCCCCAGCAGAAAUCACCCACCACAGCCCGGAGACUGAGUGUCACCUCGCUGACGGGAAAGAACACCAAGCCCAACGCGGGACAGAUCCAAGAGGGAAUCGGGGAAGCUGUUAACAACAUCGUGAAACAUUUUCACAAGCCCGAGAAAGAGAGGGGGAGCCUCACCGUGCUGCUGUGCGGCGAGAACGGGCUGGUGGCGGCCCUGGAGCACGUCUUCCAUCAUGGCUUCAAGUCUGCCCGCAUCUUCCACAAGAACGUCUUCAUCUGGGACUUCAUAGAGAAAGCGGUCGCUUGUUUUGAAACUACUGACCAGAUUCUAGACAGCGAAGCUGACGUCCUCCUCCAGAAGUCAUCCAGCAGAACCUUCUGCCACUAUGUCAGCGCCAUCAACACCGCGCCCAGGAACAUUGGGAAGGACGGCAAAUUCCAGAUUUUAGUUUGCCUGGGAACAAGGGACCACCUGCUCCCCCAGUGGAUCCCGCUGCUGGCCGAAUGUCCCGCCAUCGCCCGCAUGUACGAGGAGAGCGCCCUGCUGCGGGACCGCAUGACCGUCAACUCUCUCAUCCGUGUCCUGCAGACCAUUCAGGACUUCCCCAUCGUCCUGGAAGGGUCCCUCAUCAAAGGCGUGGACGUGUGACCCCUUGGCUCGGACCCCCGUCCAGACCCUGGUUCCCAAGCCUCCCCCUCGAAGGCGCCGACUGAGCAUCUUGUGAGCCCCUUGAGGAGCGGCCCCCACCAGAACAGCCCUCGCGCUGCAGACAAGGCAAAACACUGCAUUGUAGUUCAUUUGAACCCGGAAUUUAGUAUAAAAUAGAGUAUUUUCAUGUGGUAGAUGUGUGUAAAUAUGCUCUCUUCUUGAAGAAAUUAUAUUACUCUAAUAAGAUACUUUUCUUAGAUGGAAUAUUCCUGUGACUUAAAAUUAGUAGCUUAAAAGCGUAGGGAGCUGGGGGUGGGGGCAGAGCUGAGCUAGUCAGGAACAAGCCAGGAAACCUGUGGACACAGUGGGCCAGCAGCUUCCAUGCCUCUGACUGUGAAUGUAAAUGGUGUCACCUACAAGCGAGCUGGAGUCCUCGCUGGUGUCUUUUAAGUUAUAAAUUACUUCAUACAUUUGAAUUGAGUCACUUCUCCAGACUUCUGGGAAAAAACUUCCAUCCACAAGAUGAAGCUGUAAUUCAGAUAUUUGAGUCCUGACCCCAAGGAGCUUGGCUGAAGAACUGGCAAGAGAACACACAGAGCGCCAAGAGUGUGUUCUGUGGUGGGAUUAUAACUUCUUUACACUGUGGAAGAUUAGCCCGGACUCACUUCAUUCUUGGCAUUUUUACUCUUGUUAUUUGAGGUACUUUGGGGAGAUGCAAGUUUCAUAGUGUUGGCCUCGUCGUCCUAAGGACCACAAACAGCAAUAGUAUCCAGCCCUUUCCUUCACCACCCUCCCGUCUGGAGCCUGCCUGCGGCCCCCCCAGGAGAGCUGGAUCAUCCAGCAUAGGUGUCCCUCCCCGACCCCCUGCCUGUCCCCCCAGACAUUCCCCCCAAGAAUGUCUCGGAAACUUUUUGUUGACUCUCAAAAUGCAUAUAACAGGAGGGGAAGAAAGAACCAGCCCCUCGUGGGGUUUCAGGGCCAGACUUAGGCUCCUCCAUGAGCAAGCCUGGGUGUUGGUAUCGAGCAGCUGCCCUGAAGCCCCCAAGGGCACAGUCUUGGAAAAUGGAAGCGAAAGCAGAGCCACAGUUGAAGAGAGCAAGGGCUGUGAGUGGCUGCAGCUGGGCGUUUUCUCAGGAAGUCCCACAGAUGCCAUGGCAGCUGGUCACCUCAGCCAGGGCUGCUGCCAGACAACGCCUCCCCAGGUGGCCAGGGGCUUGGGAAGAAGAGCUGUAUUGAGGGAAAGGCAAUGAGGGAGGGUCUUGGCCCUGCUCCUGAAAAGCUGGGCAGCCCAGCAGAGGACUGUCACAGCCUCCUCGUCUCGUGGGUGGGAACACAUCAGAACCAGAGAGACUCAGUGCUGCCCCACAGCUGGCCAGUCACCAUGCAGAUCUAACUUGUGUCUUUCAGUUACACCAGGCUACGUGAGGCCAGCCUCCAGGACACUCGUAUCAGUAGUAAGUAUUUGUACUCUUGGAUCUUGAUUCACUCGGCUACACAGCUAGGAAACAAGAACCAGCACUCUCUAUGAUAAUCGUGCAUAAGCAUUAAUAUUCAUUUGAACACAUUGUUCCCCCAAUGGUUGAGAAAGAGUAUCACUUGUGAAAACUGAAAGCAAGAUUGGAUUUGGGAGCCUGUAGAUAAAACUAUUACUUUAAAAAAUAAUACACCUCCCCCCCUCACCCCACCCCGUUAAAACUCCCAUUUUGCUCCACUUUGCAUAGCGAGAGACUGAUUUCAAAAGAAACUCACAGGCACUGACAGCCAGGACAGGCCAGAUGCUUCUGGGGAUCCAGGUUCCUGAGGGUGCCACUGGCCCCCCCUACCUGGUCCUGGUGGGGGCAAAUCUUGGCUUUUCAGAAGACACUUAGCACUCAUAAACAAGAAGAGCCCAUGGGAGCCAAGCUGAUGAGUGAAAAGGAUGUAGCAUAAGCUACAUCCGGGCUCACCUGAGACAUCAUUAUUAAAAAAAUAGGACUCAGGCCUGUUCUGUCUGACCAGGGCCCACAUGUUUUGAGGGCAGCAGCCGAAUCCUUGGAGAAAAAGUACCCGGCAGCCCUCCAGGGAAGCUGGCUUAGGAUGACCACACACCAGGCCUCUCUGCCCUGCCAACUUUCCAAAUUAGCAUCUGGCUCUAUGGGCAAGCCUCAAGAUGAAAGUAAAUAAAAGUCCAUUUUCAUUAACUCCCCUCCGCCCCCCGCCCCCCGCCAACAAACUAAAAGUAAUGCUUAGAAUCAUUACUAGUAUUAGUAGUGUAUGAAGUAGUUUUAAAGUUAAAUUGCCACGAACAUCACCUCUUGAGUUUUCCCAGUGUCUGGAGGCCUCUUUGGCUGUACUCUGUGGUGAUACGGGCACUGGCAUUGCUGUGCAGACCUAAGGCGGGGCCGGCACACCAGCGCUGGAGGCCACACAUCCCAGGGUGACCUAGACAGGAGGGGCUCGAGGUGGGGGAGCUCCAAGCCCUGCCCACCUCCUCUGCCCAGCCAGAGUUCAUACAGAAACCCCAAACAAAAGUUUACCAUUUCCCUCUAAAAUGUUUCAUGUUUUUGUCCCUUUUGUGACUCUGUGGUGUUUACUUUAAAGUAGAUUGUUGUUGUUGUUUUAAAUUAUUUUAAUGAAGUUGUCACACUAUGAUGGUCUGGAUGAUAUUGGCACUGGACAGCCUGUUUCCUUUUUUGGCAAUAAAGCCCGGUUAUAAGUGGGAGUGGAAAGGGGGAAAGACCGUCCCUCCCAGCUCCGUGAGCCUGUGCUGACACCUUUAAGACAUUUGGAAACGUGUGGCCACAGGCCAAGACCAGCUUUGAGUGUCCCUCUUCUUGAUGAAAUAACUUCUAAGAAAUUGUGACUUUCACUUAGAGAACUGUGAGUAUUUUCUCUGUAAGGUUUACAGAAACUAGUCUAUCCUCACCUUGCGAGGGGCUGUCUGAAGCACAGCUGCUUCUCUUUCAGUGUUAACACACCUUCACUACUUGAGAAUGGAGGCUUGAGCUUUUCUCUACUUUUAUAAAGUGCACCCUGUCUCCCAAUCAACCAGGUCUUUUGAAGUCUAUGAGUAUUUGUUUCUUCUAUGAGUAUUUCGUUCAUUUAAUAUAUAAAAAAAAAAAAAGAAAAACAGCUAAUGAGGUAGGGUCCCUUCUUUCUACUAAAAUGUAUUAUGAAUCUCAUAAGCUAAUGCCCAAGGUUUUGGAAGAGGAGGCUGAUGGGUGUGAUGAGAAGACUUACUGAAGCUGACUAUCCUUGCAAGGAUACAUUCUGAUGAGCUUCAGAGAGAAAAUACUGGACAAUUAUUAACCAGAGUGAAAAAAAAUCACAAAAUGUAUUCUCGUUUGGAGGAAUCCAGGGUAUCCUUGGGUUAUGGGGCAGGAAUCACAGCUGGUCCAUUUACUUAAUGUGUGCGUGUGGGUCCUGCCCUUAUUCCCAGUACCACAGCUGUUCGCAGUAGAGCGGUAUGGGAAGGUGUUUCUGUUGUCAAGCCAAUAAGGGUGUUCGAUAUACAGAAAAACUCCUCUGUGUCACGCCUGAGCCAUGUAGAAAUGUGUCCUGUGUAUCUUUUUUUUUUCCAAAUGAGUAUUUCUGCACUUAAAUUAUAUUGUUUUUCUUUGUAUUGUUAACAAAAUGCACCAUAACUGGAUUUUCUUUUCCUCAUCUGAACAUAAUAUAAAAUGUAAAGAGUAUUGUGAUACCCAGCACUUUAACAUACAUAUCAGAGAAACUCACCUGGGUUUUUCAGGUUUUGAAGUACAUUUAAAUAUGACUUUUCAUGCUUUGUUCUUUACAAAUAAAACUGUGGGG
This is a messenger RNA of Condylura cristata (star-nosed mole), 7485 nucleotides long. RefSeq names its product DENN/MADD domain containing 5B (gene DENND5B). Gene Ontology annotation, molecular function: small GTPase binding; guanyl-nucleotide exchange factor activity. Bases 166 to 3696 code for a protein of 1176 amino acids. NCBI's taxonomy places the organism in Eukaryota, Metazoa, Chordata, Mammalia, Eulipotyphla, Talpidae. The record is from RefSeq and is a predicted model, not a curated record. The transcript is spliced from 20 exons.